AUGUCUAGCAUCCGCCCUGAGCUGAAAUUCAGCGACGAACGCGAUCAGACGUCGUUCUACAGCAAAUACUUUAGACUGCCGCCGAAAACUGCGCGCACGUUGCGUGUUGUCGACAAGGGCGACUACUACAUUGUUUUGGAUGAAGACGCGGAGCUAGUUGCGGAUCUGAUCUACAAGACGCAAUCGGUGGUCAAGACGGCCACUGCGGAAAAGAAAACCGUGCAGUAUAUCACUCUGUCGCCUGCGGUGUUUGCAAAUCUGCUCAAGCUCGUGGUGGUGGACUCUGGCCACAAGCUCGAGAUCUACUCCAAGAACUGGGACAACAUGCGGACCGCGUCUCCGGGCAAUUUAUCCGAGAUCGAGGAGCUGAUCAACACAGCCGACUUGAACGCGGUGUCGAUUUUGGCUGCAUUGAAGCUCGUCAGCAAUUCCGCCGAGGGAAAGCGCAUUGGAUUGUCGUUUUACGAUCCAAACGCAAAGUUUCUGGGUGUCACCGAGUUUCUUGACAACGACCUGUUUUCCAACCUUGAGGCUCUGCUGAUCCAGACCGGCGUGAAGGAGUGCCUGGUUCCUGCUUCGGGAACCACCGACACAGACCUCGACAAGGUCAAACAGCUCAUUGACAGAUGCGACAUUGUCGUUUCCGAGUGCAGAUCCGCAGACUUUACCGACAAGAACAUCGACCAGGACCUCAUUCGGCUCACAGGCAACGAGCUGGUGCUUUCCACGAACGAGAUAUCGUCGCUCAAUGUCGGACUCGGCUGCUGCAACGCGAUCCUGUCGUAUUUGUCGCUGCUGUCAGACUCGUCCAACUUUGGCUCGCUCCAGAUCGCAAAGUACGACCUCGAACAGUUCAUGAAGCUCGACUAUGCCGCCGUGCGUGCAGUCAACCUGUUUCCGCCGCCAAACUACAACAACUCGAUGAACAAGACCUCGUCGCUGUUUGGUCUGUUGAACAACUGCAAGUCUGUUGGUGGAACCAGACUGCUGUCGCAGUGGCUCAAGCAGCCGCUCGUGGACGUGGCGGAGAUCGAGAACCGCCACGCAAUUGUUGGCCACCUAAUCGACGACCUGAAUCUGCGCGAGUCGCUGCAGUCGCAGUUCCUGAACGAGGUGCCAGACAUUGCGCGCCUGGUCAAGCGGCUGGCGUCUCCUCGCGGCACCAAGUCGCUCGACGACGUGAUCAGACUGUACCAGCUGUGUGUGAGGCUGCCGGACCUGCUGGACUUCCUGCAUAUCUCGAUGGACUCGCUGUCGGAGUCGGACGAGAACAUUAAGCAGCUGUUUGAAAAGACCUGGAUCGUUCCCGUCACCGAGUACGCUGGGUCUUUGGCCAAGUUCCAGGAAAUGGUCGAGACCACAAUCGACCUGGACUCGCUCGACAACGCCUCGUCCGCCCAUUCGUCCAUGGUGGCCAUCAACCCCGAGUUCGACGCCAGUCUGAUGGAAAUCAACCAGAAAAUAGAGCAGGUCAAGUCGGAGAUGAAACACAUUCACCAGCAGGCAUCCGACGACCUGGGCAUGGAGCUCGACAAGAAGCUCAAGCUCGAGGUCCAUCACGUCCACGGCUGGUGUUUCCGUCUCACCAGAAACGACAGCUCGUGUCUUCGUGGUAACAAAUCUUACAGAGAGCUGUCCACCGUCAAGGCCGGUGUCUACUUCACCACGUCUACUCUCAGCGAGCUCAACUCGGAGAUCAAGAGUCUCGAGGAACAGUACGCCAGCGGACAGAGCGAGGUCGUCAAGGAGAUCGUGUCCAUCACCACCACCUACUCGUCAAUCUUGCUGAAACUGUCUGUGGAACUAAGCAAGCUCGACGUCUUGGUCUCGUUCGCCCACACCUGCGCGUUUGCUCCUGUUCCGUACACUCGUCCUGCCAAAGUGCACAACCUGGACAGCUCGGAAAGACGCGUUGUUUUGAAAGAAGCUCGGCACCCGUGCUUGGAACAACAGGACGGACUCUCGUUCAUCUCGAACGAUAUCGAGUUCGCCAGAGACUCGGCUGAGUUCCUUGUCAUCACGGGACCAAACAUGGGUGGAAAGUCCACCUACAUCCGUACCAUGGGUGUCAUUGCACUGAUGAACCAGAUCGGCUGCUACAUUCCUGCUGCCGAAGGAGCAGAGAUCUGUAUUUUCGACUCUGUGCUUGCGCGUGUCGGGGCGUCGGACUCCCAGCUGAAGGGCGUGUCCACGUUCAUGGCCGAGAUGCUGGAGAUGUCGUCGAUCCUGAAGAGCGCGUCGUCCAACUCGCUCAUCAUCGUGGACGAGCUCGGACGUGGAACGUCCACGUACGACGGGUUUGGGCUGGCCUGGGCCAUUUCCGAGCACAUCUGCAAGAACGUCCGCGCGUUCACGCUGUUCGCUACCCAUUUCUACGAGCUCACUGCGCUGGCAGACCAGUACGAGUGCGUUAGAAAUCUACAUGUGGUAGCACACACAGACACCACUGCUGAGUCCAAGAAUAUCACGCUGCUCUACAAGGUGGAGCCAGGAGUGAGCGACCAGUCGUUCGGCGUCAACGUGGCGGAGAUCGUCAAGUUCCCGCGGAAAAUCAUCGAGAUGGCCAAACGCAAGGCCAGCGACCUGGACGAAAUUAAAAAUAGCACCGCCAAGAAGACAAAGUUCGACACUGGCGAGAUUCUGCGCGGGAACGAGGUGCUGAAGAAGGCGCUCAAGGCGUGGAAGGCGCGCGUCGAGCAGCGCGGCGGGCUCGAGAAACUGUCCCCGGACGAGGUCGAGCAGGAGCUGCGCGACGUGGUCGAAUCCGACUACAAGUCCGAGUUCCAGUCCGGGGUGCUUCGGGAAAUGCUCUCGCUCUAA
Messenger RNA from Ogataea philodendri, 2820 nucleotides. RefSeq lists its product as uncharacterized. Lineage: Eukaryota; Fungi; Ascomycota; Pichiomycetes; Pichiales; Pichiaceae. Gene Ontology annotation, molecular function: mismatched DNA binding; ATP binding; ATP-dependent DNA damage sensor activity. Gene Ontology annotation, biological process: mitotic recombination; mismatch repair. Bases 1 to 2820 code for a protein of 939 amino acids. The transcript has a single exon. The record is from RefSeq and is a predicted model, not a curated record. Gene Ontology annotation, cellular component: nucleus; MutSalpha complex.